GCAGGCAGGUUGGGUCAGGGCACGCCAGCCCCGGCUACCGAGACGGCUCAGCAGCCUGGCUCAGUUUGGUCCCCGGGCUAGAGAAUCUCACUCGCGAGGGCACCGCCAAGGCAUCCGUCUCCGCCGCCAGCCUCAGAUCUGCAGAACAGAGCCUGGCAUCCUGCUGGCGGUGCCUGCAGACUUGCUGCCCGUAGGACUGUGCUAGACAGUCCGUGCCAUUUCAGAAGGAACCCCCCCCCCCUUCCAAGCCAGCUGGCCAGCGACCAUCCAAAACGUGCCAACGGGAGGUCCCUAGUAAGCUGACCUUAUCCUGCUCGGGUGCCAGUCCACUGGCAUCAUAAAGAGGGGACGUCAAGCCAGUUAAGUCCAUUCCUUGUGCUUCAGCGUUUGUUCUGUGCCUCCAGCAUCGUCCUCCAGCAAGACAAUAUUUUAAAAUAAUCAAAUAAAGAUUGUACAGCCAUCUGGACCUCGUUUGUGCCAUCUGGCAGUUACCCAAAGCAGUGGCACAGAAGACAUUGCUCGGUCCAGCUCCAACAACGGCCCAUGCCAAGUGGAAGAGACCACCAGCUACCAUUUGCUCUGCUAAUCAUUGCCCACGUUGUGUCCCUUGCAUGAAACAACAGUUUCCACACUCAGACCAGCCUUCAUUCUACAACUAACCACAGAGUGUAAGGGAAACUCCUUUCAUCAGGAUGUCAGUAGUGCGAAGGAAGUUUGGUGAUGACUAUCAGGCCGUGGUGGCUGCACCACCCCAUCGGAAACGGCAGCGCUUUGUGGACAAAAACGGCCGCUGCAACGUCCAGCACGGGAACCUGGGCAGUGAGAACAGCCGCUAUCUUUCUGACCUCUUCACCACUCUGGUGGACCUCAAGUGGCGUUGGAACCUUCUAAUUUUCUUGCUGACCUACACUGUUGCUUGGCUGGUGAUGGCCUCCAUGUGGUGGGGAAUUGCUUAUUUGCGUGGGGACCUAGAUAUACACCAGAGUCCCAGUCCAGGGCACAGCCCGUGUGUGGCCAAUGUCUACAACUUCCCCUCAGCCUUCCUCUUCUUCAUUGAGACAGAAGCCACCAUUGGCUAUGGGCAUCGCUACAUUACAGAGCGUUGCCCAGAGGGAAUUGUGCUUUUUCUGUUCCAGUCCCUGUUGGGCUCUGUGGUAGAUGCCUUCCUCAUCGGAUGCAUGUUCAUCAAGAUGUCCCAACCCAAAAAACGUGCCGAAACUCUGAUGUUUAGCCGUGCUGCCGUCAUCUCGCAGAGAGAUGGGAAACUCUGCCUUAUGUUCCGGGUGGGCAACCUGCGCAACAGCCAUAUGGUCUCAGCCCAGAUCCGUUGCAAACUCAUUAAGUCACGACAGACACCAGAAGGUGAAUUCCUGCCACUAGACCAAUGCGAGCUUGAUGUUGGAUUUGGAACUGGGGCCGACCAACUGUUCCUCGUUUCUCCUCUAACCAUCUGCCAUGAAAUCAAUGACAAGAGUCCUUUUUUUGCACUCUCGCAAAGAUCCCUAAGGAGUGAGCAGUUUGAAAUUGUUGUAAUCCUUGAAGGCAUUGUUGAAACCACGGGAAUGACAUGCCAAGCCAGGACCUCCUAUACAGAAGAUGAAGUCCUCUGGGGCCACAGGUUCCUCCCUGUGAUGUCGCUGGAAGAUGGCUUUUUCCGUGUGGAUUAUUCUCAGUUUCAUGGCACGUUUGAAGUUCCAACUCCUCCCUACAGUGUGAAGGAGCAGGAACAGAAUUUGGCUCUCCCCUCGCCUCUGAACACCCCAACUGGGAGCCAUAGGAGUCGACGGGAAAAGAUCUCCUCUCUUGACUGUCUCGAAUUUUUUGAAGAGAAAAGCAGCCAUCUUCCCAGCAAACUUCAGAAGAUUUGUACUGGGAAGGGAGAUCUCCAGAGAGGCAUUCCAAGCCUUUGUUCCACCAGUGUUGAGAAAGCCUGCAGCACCGGUGACCUCUUGAAGAUCCAGCAGAUCAGUUCUGUCUGCAACAUGGAGGAGGGAGGUGAAACGCUGAAGUUGGCAGCCUUCAAAACCAAAUCAGAGCUCCUGGCUCGGUCCACUGGGAACCUCGAACUCCAACAGAGACCUCAGCUCUUGCAUACCCUGGGGGCAAGGCUGGAGGAUCAUUUGCCUGCCAAGUUACGAAAAAUGAAUUCAGGGCUUUUCUCUUAAAGAGAAGACAGACAACCAGACAGAUUGCAUUUUAAACUUCUGAAAUUUUCACGAUGUUGCUAUGAAGAAGAUUCUGGCAAGACUGAUCUGGGCUGCCAGGGCCAAUUCAAUUUCAUAACUAGAGUUUAAAAACCAAAAUAAUUUCAGUCAAGAACAAAUUGGUAAGCAGUGGAGUAGGGAGGGAUACAGUAUAUAGUGGGUGAAAGUUAGGCAAAAACUAUAUCCUGUAAGUAUGGAUUAUUUGUUUUGUUUUACUUUUUGAGCUCCAUCCUUCCUCCUUUUGAAGCAUGCCUGUUUAUUAUUGUUCAUUUUGGGAUUUCUCCUUUAGAGAAACAGAUGGGAAGCAGGUGUUAUAAAGCAAAAGUACUCCCAUGAUAUAUUGGGUGCCAUUCCAUCUCCAUCUGAACAGCUGCACAAUCUUUACCCAAAUCAGGAACCAGGCAGGAGCAUCUUCAGGGAGGCAGAUGAAGAAAGCACAUAUAAAAAGGGAGGAGCUUCCAUCAUGAUGGUGCACCGCUGCCUUCAUUCUUUUGACCAAAGCAUUGGGUUUUGUGGUGUGAUGGAAUGGAAUUAGGAAGGGCAGGCUCAGGGAGAAAAACCUUUUCUUACAUCUCC
Messenger RNA from Python bivittatus (Burmese python), 2780 nucleotides. Its product is annotated as G protein-activated inward rectifier potassium channel 1-like. NCBI's taxonomy places the organism in Eukaryota, Metazoa, Chordata, Lepidosauria, Squamata, Pythonidae. Gene Ontology annotation, cellular component: plasma membrane. Gene Ontology annotation, molecular function: G-protein activated inward rectifier potassium channel activity. The record is from RefSeq and is a predicted model, not a curated record. Gene Ontology annotation, biological process: regulation of monoatomic ion transmembrane transport; potassium ion import across plasma membrane.